Molecule: messenger RNA, 2250 nt
Organism: Neodiprion virginianus
Lineage: Eukaryota; Metazoa; Arthropoda; Insecta; Hymenoptera; Diprionidae
Product: UDP-glucosyltransferase 2-like
Exons: 5
Coding region: 139-1713 (524 amino acids)
Molecular function (GO): UDP-glycosyltransferase activity
Source: RefSeq, a predicted model, not a curated record
GUCUGUCUAGAAGCAGUUACCAGCGAGAAAUUCUCGAUUUCAAUUUAGAGUAUUUUUAGGCGGUUCUGGUUUUUAAAUUUACUUGCAUUGUCCAUUUAAAAACUCGCAUUUAGGUAAUCUAAUUCGUAAAUAAUAAAAAUGAAGUACCUGUGCAAAUUGUUGCUGAUAGUAUUCUGUCUCCUGAGUUCAACUAGACAUGUCAAUAGUGCUCGAAUAUUGGCAGUGUUCCCUCUGGAUGUAACGAGUCACUUUAUUAUGUUCGACGUCGUAGUGAAAAGUCUCGCCGAUGCUGGGCACCAAGUUGACGUGUACAGUCAUUUUGCCCAGAAGAGAGCAUACCCGAAUUACACGCACACAAGUAUCGGAGAUAUUAGUCAAACCACAGCGAAAUUAGGUUUGACAUACGACGUCAUCUAUAAUUAUAGAGGUACGAAAGAUGCCUUGAUUGAAUUGGCUGGAAACAUGGGCUGCCAAUUAUUAGGACACCCUGAAAUGCAGAAGUUGAUAAGAAAUCCACCGACAAAUCCGCCCUACGAUCUUGUCAUUACGGAAUCAUUCUACGGUAGCUGCUGGUAUGCCUUUGGACGACACUUGAAAGUCCCGCUGGUUGCUCUUUCCUCCAGAUCAUUACUGACGUUCUCCAACGCGCCGAUAGGAAAUCCUCAGAAUACGGCAUUCGUGUCAGAGAUCACGGAUGGCUCGAUUCUGUACAUGAAUUUCUGGCAGCGUUUUAAGAAUACGUUUAGCGCGCUAUGGAGAAACCAUGAGUUCAAUUAUCAUACAGAGGUGCAAAGUGACAUCGUGAAAAAGUACUUCGGCCCGCAUAUGCCAGGCGUUAGGGAACUUGAGAAAGACGUAGCUCUCAUUUUGGUCAACUCACAUCACGUACUGAGCGGAAUUCGCCCAUUGACCCCUGCUGUGGUUGACAUUGGUGGAAUACAUGUAAGCGAUGACGAUACAGCACUACCGACGGACUUAGGCAAGUGGUUGGAUGAUAGCAGACAUGGCUUUAUCUACUUCACCUUCGGAUCAAUGAUCAGAAUCGAGUCCUUCCCCAAAGCUAUGCUUGCAGAACUUUACGCAGGGUUCGCCAAAAUAGCGCCCGUUCGCGUGCUGAUGAGAAUAUUGGCACCCGAAGAUCUGCCACCUAAUUUGCCGGAUAAUGUGCUGACUAUGAGAUGGGUUCCGCAGAUUAAAGUGUUAAAACACAAAAAUAUACGGGCAUUUGUUACGCAGGGUGGUGUGCUGAGCCUUCAGGAAGCUCUGACCUUUGCAGUUCCGAUUAUUGGAAUCCCGAUUUUAGCGGACCAGCCAGUUAAUGUAAAAAAUUGCGUGGAACGUAAAAUCGCUGUAAUGUUAGAUUACAAGAGUUUCACGGCAGAAAAGUUUGUCGAGGCGGUAAAUGCCACGAUCUACGACCCACGGUACAAGCAGAACGUGGUUGCUGCAUCCGAGAAGUUUUUGGAUCGACCGUUGAACGCCCGGGACACUGCAGUUUACUGGAUCGAGUACAUUCUCAGACACGGUGGUGACUCAUUGCGAUCGCCCGCGUUAAAAUUGACGUGGUGGCAGGUUGCCUUGCUCGAUGUUUACGGAUGCAUUUUUAUAGCAGUGCUAACAGUGCUCUACUUAGCUAGACUAAUUCUCUCGGCGCUUUUACGUCAAAUUAUCUGCGUAGCAAAAAAAAUUCCGACCUCGAAGAAGACGAACUGAGGAAGAAAAGAAUAAUUCAACGAAAGACUAGGAAAUGUAACUGAAUAACGUUAUGUUAAUGAAAAGUAACCAAAAUAAUUAGUUUGCAGUGAAUCGCCGUAACACGUAACAAGGGCCGUAGUUAUCGACGCGUAAAAAAUGACUCGGUGAAAAGAUUAACUGUCUUGAAAACCAGUUGGCGACGGUUUGAAUAAAUCUCAAAAUCUUGAAUAAGUUAAUGUCGCGAAUUUUUUUACACGUUUUUAAUGAGGCAUCAAUUGAAGAUAUUGCUCGAAAUAUAUUGUGUCUUAAAAACGAGCUUUUAAAAUUGAUUUUACUUUAUUGUUCAUUAUUUUAUUUACAUUGCUUAAAAAUACAUUUGUGAAAUCUGUUUUACUGGGAAACGAUAAUCUUAAUUAAGCAAUAGGAGAGGGUUGGAUAAAGGAUCGGUCGUCUUCUAAAUGCAAAAAAAAACCAGAUUCCGAGGGUGUGCAAUUCGUUGCGAUUGAAUAGUGACGUGAAUUUUUUCUCAAAUAAAAACACUAAUCACCACUAAAA